GCUGAUCAUCACGGACGGACAAGAUCACGACCAUUAGCUUCGUUUGUGCACUUAUUCUUACAUGAAUGCGUUUUUGUCGUAAUUUACUAGUAGAAUUGUAAAUAGAUACUAAAAGUAUCUCGACGGGAUCGAGUUCAAACCGAGGAAGUAAACAGAAGACAGCCGUAGUCGACUAAAAGACGAGAAGAUGUCUGGAAAGGAAAGGAUCGACAUAUUCCCCUCCAGAAUGGCUCAGACCAUCAUGAAGGCCCGGCUGAAAGGAGCGCAGACCGGCCGCAGCCUGCUCAAGAAGAAAUCCGACGCCCUCUCCAUGCGCUUCCGUCAGAUCCUCCGCAAAAUUAUCGAAACCAAAACCAAGAUGGGAGAGGUGAUGAGAGAGGCGGCUUUCUCUUUGGCGGAGGCCAAAUUUACAGCUGGAGACUUCAGCACAACCGUCAUCCAGAACGUCAACAAAGCCCAGGUGAAGGUGCGAGCCAAAAAGGACAACGUGGCAGGUGUCACCCUCCCUGUUUUUGAACACUACCAAGAAGGCGGAGACAGUUAUGAACUCACCGGUCUGGCCAGGGGAGGAGAGCAGCUGUCCAGGCUGAAGAGGAACUACGCCAGAGCGGUGGAGCUGCUGGUGGAGUUAGCAUCCUUACAGACAUCGUUUGUGACCCUGGAUGAAGCCAUAAAGAUCACCAACCGCCGUGUGAAUGCUAUCGAGCAUGUGAUCAUUCCGAGGAUCGACCGCACUCUCACUUACAUCAUCACAGAGCUGGAUGAGCGAGAAAGAGAGGAGUUCUACAGGCUGAAGAAAAUCCAAGAGAAGAAGAAGCAGCUGAGGGAAAAGACGGAGCUGGAGAUCGCCGCCCGGCUGGCCGCCCUCGGACCCAUCGUCGAGCCCGCCAACAUGCUGAUGGAGGAGACAGACGAGGACCUGCUGUUCGAGUGAAUCCCCCAUCCUCCCACUCCGCCCUGCAGUCCGACACUCAUCAUCAUGCUAUUUAUUCUGUGCCUCUCUGGCUGUGUUUAUGUCUUCUCAGACAAGUGAUGAAAGUAUUUUUUUUUUUUUUGUGUGUGUGUUCACAUCUGUGAUUAUAUGUUCCGCUGUUUUUGUGUUGGAAAAUAUGAGAAUUUUCCAAGCGUGUCUCUGUACAGGAGCCCUAGUGUUGCCCCGCCUCCUCCUCGUCCUCCUCCUAAAAAAAAAAAUCCUUAUCCACCAGAGAGUCCAACAACCGAAGCAAAUAUCAUUAAGUAUGUUUACAUCAGGCAAGAAGCAACUGGACUGGAUCAGCUGUAGAUAUGUUUUGAACCGCUGCAUGCCGUAAGUCUUGUGGUGGUUGAAGGUUUCAGAGUGUCAGACUCUGUGUUGAGCUCCUGACCUCACGUCAGGGUGUUUAUCAUCACACAACGGAUUCUCUGUAAUGUAACACUGUAAAAUGUGCGUGUGUGUGUCUGCGCGAGUCAACAAAGCCAGGCACUUCAUAUAAUUAAAGAUGUUGUAAACAGUC
Molecule: messenger RNA, 1493 nt
Organism: Poecilia latipinna (sailfin molly)
Lineage: Eukaryota; Metazoa; Chordata; Actinopteri; Cyprinodontiformes; Poeciliidae
Gene: atp6v1d
Product: ATPase H+ transporting V1 subunit D
Exons: 9
Coding region: 188-934 (248 amino acids)
Molecular function (GO): proton-transporting ATPase activity, rotational mechanism
Source: RefSeq, a predicted model, not a curated record